Messenger RNA from Episyrphus balteatus (marmalade hoverfly), 684 nucleotides. RefSeq lists its product as uncharacterized. The record is from RefSeq and is a predicted model, not a curated record. Bases 1 to 684 code for a protein of 227 amino acids. The transcript has a single exon. Lineage: Eukaryota; Metazoa; Arthropoda; Insecta; Diptera; Syrphidae.
AUGGGAAAACUAUUCCAAACAAUUUUGGUAAUUGGUAUCGUUGCAAUUGCAUUGUGCAAUGCUACACCAGCCAAAUUGGAUAAAAUCCGGUCAACAAGGAAUAGAUUCCUUGCUCGUCAGGAAGUCGCUGAAGAUAUUCCAGCUCAAACUCCAUAUCCACCAGCUGGAUUUCGCCCAGAAGUUGCAUUUGAUCUUCCAACUGAAGAAAAACCACUCCCACCAACUGAGGGAAAGCUUAUUGCACCAACUGAAGAAAAACUUGUUGCACCAGCAAAUCAUUAUCUUCCACCUCUAACUGAUCCUGCUAUGUUUUAUUCUGCACCAGCUGAAGUCUAUGGACCACCUGCUGAGACUUAUGGUCCACCUGAAAUCAGUGAUAAAGAUGGAAAAAAUGUCCCAGAAAAUUCAGAAGAAAAUAAAGAAAAAGUAACAGAAGAAGCUACAAUAGAAGAAACUGUAACGGAAGAAGUGGUAACUGAUGAAGAAGAGCAACAAAAACCGAUUAUAGACGAAGAUGAAACUGAAGUAGAGCAAGAUAAUUUCAUUCCUGAACGUUUAGUGCUAGCUAAAAGCACAAAUAGCAUUAAAGCUGCUAAAUUGAAACAAUUUGCUCCUCUGACUCGAAAAAAUAUUCCUGCUCAACAAUUCUAUUUGAUUAAUGGAUCUUUAUAUACUUUAGCUUAG